Aureococcus anophagefferens is the source of this 186-nucleotide messenger RNA. RefSeq lists its product as hypothetical. Gene Ontology annotation, cellular component: kinesin complex; microtubule. Gene Ontology annotation, molecular function: ATP binding; microtubule binding; microtubule motor activity. The record is from RefSeq and is a predicted model, not a curated record. NCBI's taxonomy places the organism in Eukaryota, Pelagophyceae, Pelagomonadales, Pelagomonadaceae. Gene Ontology annotation, biological process: microtubule-based movement. The transcript has a single exon. The annotation marks the transcript as partial.
GCGCAGCGGUCGCGGCUUCAGGAGGCGCAGAAGAUCAAUUUGGGCCUCUUCGCGCUGAAGCGGGUCGUCCGCGCGCUCCGCCGGGGCUCCAAGUUCGUGCCCUGGAUGGACUCGAAGCUCACGAUGCUCCUGCGGCCGGGUUUGGGCGGCGGCGCGCGGACCGCGUGUCUGGUGUGCGCGGCGCCC